Molecule: messenger RNA, 2337 nt
Organism: Xiphophorus hellerii (green swordtail)
Lineage: Eukaryota; Metazoa; Chordata; Actinopteri; Cyprinodontiformes; Poeciliidae
Gene: snai1a
Product: snail family zinc finger 1a
Exons: 3
Coding region: 245-1027 (260 amino acids)
Biological process (GO): regulation of DNA-templated transcription
Molecular function (GO): DNA-binding transcription factor activity, RNA polymerase II-specific; RNA polymerase II cis-regulatory region sequence-specific DNA binding
Source: RefSeq, a predicted model, not a curated record
GGAGUGUUUCAGAACAGAGGCCAGCAUUUAGUUCCUCAGCAGAGAAGCUCUACGUAUCACUCCGUCGAUGAAGUCCAUCCCAACUUGUUUUGGGUCACAAGGAGGAUAUUUCUAUCGCCUUUUUUCUUCUUCCUUCUAGGACUACAGCUGUCUUCAUCUCCUAGAAGCUGUGCGUCGUGACCGCGCGUUCCUUUUACGCACAGAUCUUGGAGCCUGAAAUUAAGAAAAAAAAAAAAAAAGGACAAUGCCUCGGUCUUUCUUGGUAAAGAAGUAUUUCGCUAAACAAAAGCCAAACUACAGCGAACUGGAAUAUCAGAAUGCAGAUACUUCACUGGAGACCUAUCCUCUUGCUGAGUUGCCAUCAGCAGACAACAGCACCUCCACCUGCUUCACCACAGGUCUGGUGUGGGACCUGAGCGUCCUCCCCGCCCUCUACCUGCCCACCGUCCAUUCGGAGGCCUCUGGCACCUCGGGCCCCCUGGACCUGAGCUCCCCUUGCAGCCUCAGCAGCAGCGCCAGCAGCAGCGGCGAGGAAGACGAGGGGCGCAGCUCGGACCCCCCCAGCCCAGAGCCCGUCAUCAAGUACGCCCCUCGCCAGAGGAUGAAGUGCACCGGCGUCAUGGCCCACGUCAGCCCCCCCGAAGAAGAAGAGGAGAGAGGAGAGACCCCGGCGAUGGCGGCCAGGCCGGCUUUCCUCUGCAAGCACUGCCCCAAGGAGUACACCAGCCUGGGGGCUCUGAAGAUGCACAUUCGCUCACACACCCUGCCUUGUGUCUGCACCACCUGCGGGAAGGCGUUCUCCAGGCCCUGGCUGCUGCGCGGCCACAUUCGCACACACACAGGUGAGCGUCCGUUCUCGUGUCCCCACUGCAACCGGGCUUUUGCGGACCGUUCCAACCUGAGGGCCCACCUGCAGACCCACGCCGAGGUAAAGAAGUACCAAUGCGGCGUCUGCUCUCGCACCUUCAGCCGCAUGUCGCUGCUGCAGAAGCACAGCUCCUCAGGAUGCUGCUCCACUUUGGGCUGAGGCGCCGCGAGCGCACGGAGGAAAACCUACCGGGACAUCAGCGGGGUGGAAAACUUUUUGUGAAGCCCAGUUAGAUUGUUUAAGACACCGCAAAGAUCACAAAAUUGCCAAACUUUAAGAGACCUUGAGGAAAUCAAACCCUCACCGUGGAUCUGACUUUACAAGUGUUUUCGCUUCUCUGUUCCCUUGUAAAACAGUUGAGAAGCUUUUUUUUUUUUUUUCUACUUUCUUCUUCUAUUGUUGACUGAGUUUUUUGAGGCUGGACCAUCUGAACUGAACAAAACUCACUAAACAUCAGCGCCUUUUGUCGCUGUCUGUGCCCAUUCCAAACAACGCGUAACGUGAACUGGAGGCGUCUCUCCUCCCAUCUUCGCCCUGGUGCCGGUCAGCUCAGGAUCAUGGCCGAGACACAGCUGCUCAGAGGUAGGGGCGCGUGGGUGGGAUAAAUCCCUUGGCUCUUCUCGAAGCGGCACACACUCGCGCGCGCGCACACACACACGAAAGCAAAUGCACACACAGCUGUCCCUGGUGCUGUGGUGCAGAUAGAUGAGGUGCUAACAGGUGCUGCAGCCAUGACCUUCGCUGGCUGAUAGCAGGUGACUCCCAAUGCCCUUGGUUUGCUUAAGGAAAAAAGAGGAAGCGUGUCAUCGCAGAAGAAUGACACCAGUUAAUGUUUUUGCUUCUUCUUUUUUCUCUUUCUUUCACUGAUGUGGAUCAUUGUAAGCCUCUGUUAUGACUUAAACCAGAACCUCUGCCUUAAUCCGUUGGGGUUUAGAGGUGGGGAAAAGCCAUUCUGCUGUUUUCCAAAGACGAUUCAGUGUGCAGCUCUCCUGCAAACGUGUAUAAAAAAAAAAGCCAAUGCACUCAAGGUUACUACAGUGUUAUCGAUAUCAAGCCAAAGCCAUAUGACUCAAAUGAAUGUGCCUUGAAAUUGCAUUAUUCGUACAAACAAUGCCUAUAUUUUUUUUCUUAUACCUCAUUUAGCUGACGUGGCUUUAAAAUCUGACUUCAGUAUUGAAAGAAAAUUUGCGUAAGUUAAGACCUAUCAGAAGGCUGAGACCAAAGAUGUUAACAGUUUACACCAUGGAAACAUGGUUGCCUAACAUAUGAUGAAAGCCAUGGAAGUGGACCAUACUGAGAUGAAUUUCUCACGUUCCUAAAUAUUUUACAGCUGUUUUUUUUUUUAGUGCAAUGAGCAAAUGUUUUUUUAUUUUUGGGGGGGGGGGUUCUACUAUGCCUUUGUGUUCAUCUUUAAUUUCUAUAUGUCGUAAAUGAUGCAUUUUCAAUAAAGUAAUUUAUGUUUAUUAAAA